This is a messenger RNA of Vigna umbellata (rice bean), 1997 nucleotides long. It is a transcript of the gene SOBIR1, whose product is annotated as Leucine-rich repeat protein kinase family protein. Gene Ontology annotation, biological process: protein phosphorylation. Gene Ontology annotation, molecular function: receptor serine/threonine kinase binding; protein kinase activity; ATP binding. The record is from RefSeq and is a predicted model, not a curated record. Lineage: Eukaryota; Viridiplantae; Streptophyta; Magnoliopsida; Fabales; Fabaceae.
UGGGGGAUGUGGAAAGAAAAUUCAAAGAAGAGGAAGAAGUGCAAAAUUUUCCACACGGUUUGGCGCUAUAAGAGUAAGCAGAAAACGAUGCAGAAGUGAGUACAAAGCACAAUGGUUGGCAAAAUUCGCUUAUUGCUUCUUUCACUGUUUUUCUUCUUAAUCUCGAUCCACGCCAAGCUUGAACUCUACCCCUCAGACUUCAAGGCACUCUUGGCUCUGCGAAAGGAUUUCGGAGUCAACGGUCAACUGGACCUAAAUGAAGCAUGUUACACGGAGGGUGUGUUCUGCGAGCGAAGGCUCUCCACCAAGGAAACCUACGUCCUCCGAAUAACCAGGUUGGUCUUCAAAUCAAAGCAUCUCAAAGGUGUCUUGUCCCCCGCAAUAGGACGCCUCACCGAGCUCAAACAACUCCUUCUCUCCCACAACCAACUCGUUGACCGCCUCCCUCCCCAAAUCGUUGACUGCCGUAAGCUCGAAAUCCUCGACCUUUCCAACAACCUCUUCUCCGGGGAGGUCCCCUCCGAACUCUCCUCUCUCACGCGCCUUCGCGCGUUGGACAUAUCCUCCAACCAAUUCUCCGGCAACCUCAACUUCCUCAAGUACUUCCCCAACCUCGAAACCCUCUCCGUCGCCGACAACCUCUUCACCGGAAGGGUGCCUUCUUCCGUCCGCUCCUUCCGCAACCUCCGCCAAUUCAACUUCUCCGGCAACAGCUUCCUCGAACCCUCUCUCCACUCCUCAUCAGACCCCGUUCUCUCGAGACGUUUCCUCUUGGACGGUGCGGAUGCACCUUCUCCUCCGCCUGCCUCAAGCAAGAGAAACUCCCAAGCCUCUAAUGUUUCCCCUGCAUCGGCACCUGGUCCUUCACCUAACCAUCAUAAACACAAGCACACUAAGAGAAAACUCCUGGGGUGGAUUCUCGGGUUUUUGGCAGGGGCACUGGCUGGAACCUUAUCAGGGUUCGUGUUUUCUCUGUUGUUCAAACUGGCUUUGGCGUUGAUCAAAGGAAGAGGAAAGAGAGCGGGUCCUGAUAUUUUUAGUCCCUUGAUUAAGAAAGCAGAGGAUUUGGCCUUCUUGGAGAAGGAAGACGGACUCGCUUCGAUGGAAGUCAUUGGACGCGGUGGCUGUGGAGAGGUUUACAAGGCUGAGUUACCAGGAAGCAAUGGCAAAAUGAUUGCUAUAAAGAAAGUUAUUCAACCUCCCAAAGAUGCUGCUGAAUUAGCAGAGGAAGAUAGCAAGGCUAUGCAUAAGAAAAUGAGGCAAAUUCGGUCUGAGAUUAACACUGUGGGACAAAUUAGACACCGAAACCUUCUGCCUCUGUUAGCGCAUGUUUCUAGGCCUGAUUGCCACUACCUCGUUUAUGAGUUCAUGAAGAAUGGUAGCUUGCUGGACUUGCUGCAAAAGGUUCAAAACGGUGAGGGAGAGCUGGAUUGGUUUGCACGGCAUAGAAUCAUGCUUGGUGUUGCUGCUGGACUUGAAUACCUUCACAUGAAUCACAGCCCUCGCAUCAUUCACAGGGAUCUCAAGCCUGGAAAUAUUCUUCUUGAUGAUGACAUGGAAGCACGCAUAGCUGAUUUUGGACUCGCUAAGGCAAUGCCGGAUUACAAGACUCACGUAACCACCUCCAAAGUGGCUGGUACUGUGGGGUACAUUGCUCCUGAGUAUCACCAGAUACUUAAGUUCACUGAUAAGUGUGACAUCUACAGCUUUGGAGUAAUCCUUGGGGUGUUGGUGACUGGGAAGCUUCCUUCCGACGAGUUCUUUCAGCAUACUGAUGAGAUUAGCUUGGUCAAGUGGUUGAGGAAUAUUUUAAGUUCUGAGAAUCCCAAGAAGGCUAUUGAUCCGAAGCUGCUCGAAAAUGGGUAUGAGGAGCAGAUGCUUCUGGUUGCGAAGAUUGCAUGCUUUUGCACCAUGGAUGAUCCCAAAGAGAGGCCUAACGCAAAGGAUGUUAGGUGCAUGUUGUCUCAGAUCAAACACUGAUCAAUCUGUUGGAUAAG